AUGCUUCGUCCCGCCGCCAUCACGGCUCUCUUGUACCAGCUGGUCCAUCCUGAGCCUUCCUCGUCGAGCGAGGGCCAUCUCGCCGCUUCGGCGGGUCGACCGCACACGGCGUGCUUAUCCCUGCUCGACACGUCCGAGCUCUACGCCUUCGCCAGCCGCCUGGGCGAGCCAGGCCCCUCGCAGCCCUCUUCCGUCUCAGCUGCGCCCGGCAGGCACCACUCCAGGUCCAGAUCGAUUCCACUCAGCUUGGACGAACGCGCCAUCUGCCUCUCUGCCAUCGCAGUCGCCGCCUGGCGAAAUGCGACGGCCGCCCAAACCGCCGCCGUCGCAAGUAGCGACGGCGACGGCGACAGCACCAGCAGCGUCGCAGGCACCUUCGUCGUGGGGCCGGGCAUGCGGGUCAAUGUGUCCAAGCACAGCCUGGACGCCCUCGGGGGAGGAAGCAGCAAGGGACAGGCUGCCGAUCUCGUCCCCCUCCUGCUCGAAUGCGAGCUCGGUCGCAUCCUGGUGAUGCCAAUAGUGCCUGCAUUGCCUCUGCCAGCGAAGUCGGACGGCUCCAGCACAGAGAGGGACGACGAUGCCACCGCCCAUUCGACGCACGUGCACGGGCAGGAGGCCCCACGGCCGUUCAUGCUGCUGUCCCUGAAUGCCUGCAGUGCAGGCCGCUCAAAUCUGCUGCUGGGGCCGAGGAACGACGGUACUAGGCUAUCCUCUACAGGCUCCGAGGCCACGCCCAGCGCCACGCCGAACCGCUCCCCCGCCGGCGGGAGCGUUUCGUCCGCUUUUGAUGCAGCCGAGCUGCUUCCUAACGGCAGUGCAGCCGCAGCGGGGCUUACCUUGGAGGUAGAAAGCGCUCGCGACGGCGACAACGAUGAUGAGAUCGUCUGGGGAGUGUUGUACGCCCAGGCCAAGGCUCUCGCCCGACAUCUGGCGCCCAGCCUGGCCUUGUGCGGCAUCGGCGCGGGUGGCACGCUGCAUGACGAUGACCACGGCGACGGUCGAAAGAGCUCGCAGGCGAUGAGCGAGGAUGAGCACGACGAGUAG
Messenger RNA from Pseudozyma flocculosa PF-1, 1044 nucleotides. RefSeq lists its product as uncharacterized. The record is from RefSeq and is a predicted model, not a curated record. Lineage: Eukaryota; Fungi; Basidiomycota; Ustilaginomycetes; Ustilaginales; Ustilaginaceae. The transcript has 2 exons. The coding region runs from base 1 to 1044 and encodes 347 amino acids.